Messenger RNA from Naegleria gruberi, 822 nucleotides. RefSeq lists its product as uncharacterized. The transcript has a single exon. Bases 1 to 822 code for a protein of 273 amino acids. The record is from RefSeq and is a predicted model, not a curated record. Lineage: Eukaryota; Heterolobosea; Eutetramitea; Acrasida; Naegleriidae.
AUGAAAUGGCUGAAGACAAACACAGGUCAUCACAAACAUCUCCAACUAAAAAAAAUGUUCAAAAAGAUCUUCUCUCGAGUUUCGAAUAAUGAAGCCGAUGAUGACUUGUCCUCUCUUCCCUCCACAAAACACAACAUCUUUAAAGAAACUCUCAGCACGGAAUUAAUUUUAAUAAUUGCACAAUAUUUACCAAUUGGAGAUUUGAAUUCUUUUGCGAGAAGUGAUGAAUAUUUAUUGGAAAUGAUUUUUGAUUUGACUGUUGAAAAAGUGGAGGCCAUUGCAAAGAGAAAACAAGAAUUGUUGCAACUUGACCUUGAAAGUAGGAUUGUAUCGGUCAAAGAUCAGUAUAAAGAAAACGAAACUGCACUUGCUCAGACACUUUUGUGGAAACCACUUGUACUUUAUUACUUUCCAAAUUAUUCAGCAAGUUUGAAUGUCAAGAAUUGGAUGCAUGUCAUGAGAAGGAGAGUCAUCCAUUUACAAAACAAAUUUCCACAAGAAUUACCACUUUCGAAAAUAAUUAAAGAAGAAUCUGGACCUUUAGGAUCAACAUUUAGAAAGAAUAAGGACAGACAAUUUAUUGAGAAUUGUGAUUGGGAAUAUGAAUGUCCAUUGAAGAAGUCUACUGCUUUUAGACAUGUUUCGAAAGGAGUUUCGUUUUGUGCUGUUUGUAAAGAAAAUGUUUAUGAAGUAAUUAGUGACAAUGAUUUUGAACAUCAUGUAAAACAAGGUCAUUGUGUUUCAUUCUCCAAAUAUUUGGUUGAGGAGAAACGUCCACUAAUGCGAGGAAAGAUUGCAUACAGGCCUGCAAACAAUCAUUAA